This is a messenger RNA of Symbiodinium pilosum, 969 nucleotides long. The record is from the annotation of a GenBank genome assembly. NCBI's taxonomy places the organism in Eukaryota, Dinophyceae, Suessiales, Symbiodiniaceae.
AUGCGUGCAAUACAGAUUGAAAACGGUCAACUCACCUGGUCUACCGCGCCGGAUGUGGUCUGCGGUGUGGGUGAGGUGCAGAUACAGGUGCAUGCAUCGGCUGUGAAUCGCGCAGACCUGUUACAGGCCACCGGGGGGUAUCCGCCGCCGCCGGGUGCAAGUCCCAUACUUGGGCUUGAAUGUGCGGGUGUUGUGAUGGCUGUUGGCGAAGGCGUACAGCGUGUAUCGGCAGGUGAUCGGGUCUGCGCGCUGCUGGCUGGCGGCGGUUACGCCGAACAGGUGGUUGUACCCGCCGGCCAGGUGCUGCCUGUGCCGGCUGGUUUGUCAUUCAAUGAAGCGGCCGCAUUGCCGGAAGUUUUUGCCACCGCCUAUCUGAAUCUUUAUAUGGAAGCAGGCCUUAAAUCCCAGGAAAAAGUCAUUCUGCAUGCGGGUGCCAGUGGUGUGGGGACCGCAGCAAUCCAGUUGCUGGCGUGCAGUCAGAACCCCUGUUUUGUCACCGCAGGCUCUGCGGAGAAAAUAGAGCAGUGCACGGCGCUGGGUGCCGAGGCGGGUUUUGAUCGACACCAGGGUUCCUUCCUGGAAGCUGCACAGCAGUGGGCGGGUACAGCAGGGGUUGACGUGAUCCUUGAUCCCGUUGGCGCCCAAUAUCUGGCAGAUAACUUAACGGUUUUAGGCUCGGGUGGACGCCUGGUGCUGAUCGGUCUCAUGGGGGGCAUGCAGGCAGAAACAAAUCUUGCGCUGAUGAUGAUGAAACGACUGCGCAUUAUUGGUUCAACUUUACGCGCACGGCCGAUUCCUGAGAAAGCGGCGAUUAUGGAUCAGCUGCUCAAAAACGUCUGGCCGGACAUAGAAAAAGGGCGCAUCAAACCGAUUAUUGAGACGGUGAUACCUCUGCAUGAGGCGCAAAAAGCCCAUGAACUGGUGGCUGCCAAUAAUACUGUUGGCAAGGUAAUCCUCUCUCUGGAUUGA